Messenger RNA from Fulvia fulva, 3243 nucleotides. RefSeq names its product Pre-mRNA-splicing factor ATP-dependent RNA helicase-like protein cdc28. The coding region runs from base 1 to 3243 and encodes 1080 amino acids. The transcript has a single exon. The record is from RefSeq and is a predicted model, not a curated record. Gene Ontology annotation, cellular component: catalytic step 2 spliceosome; intracellular anatomical structure. NCBI's taxonomy places the organism in Eukaryota, Fungi, Ascomycota, Dothideomycetes, Mycosphaerellales, Mycosphaerellaceae. Gene Ontology annotation, molecular function: RNA binding.
AUGGGAGAUCUGCGCAGAUAUGUCUCCGACCACUUGCUCAAGCUGGUCGGCGGCAGCGAAGACAUGAUGGUAGACUUCGUUGUGUCAACGGCACAAUCGGCGAAGUCGUCCGGAGCUCUGCUAGGCAAAUUGUCUGGCAUGCUCGACUCGAAUGAUGCCGAUCUCAAGAGAUUCAGUGAUGACCUGUUUGCGCGCCUCGCUCAGCCAGCUUCCAAUGCAUCGUCUAUGCCCAGGCGAGCGAAGCCCAAGGAAGCGAAGAAAAAGUAUGCGCUGAUCGGCAUGGACGUUGAGGAGGAGGCAGCCCCAGCACCAAAGAAGGAAGAGAAGUCCAGGCCUCGGGAUAGCGAACGGAAGUCGAAACAUCGAUCAGAUCGCGAGAGGCGGAGGUCGAGAAGCGGAGAGAGGCAUAGCAAGAAGAUCCGGCGGCGGGAUGCUGACUUUGACGAUCGAUGGGGCGACAACGAGUCCGACGAGGAAGAGGAAGAGUUCCCUUCACCACCUGCUAAGCGCACGAGGUUCGACGAUGGCUCUGCUUCUCCUUCAAGACGUACUCCCGACAAGGACGAACCCGAGGAGGAUGAGGAAGAGAAAGAUCGAAGGGAGCGCGAAGCUUUCGAGGAGAGGCUGAAGAACAAAGAUGCUGGAUCUACCAAGAAGGUCGUCGAGGAUCGUUCAUCGAAGCGAGAGGAGAAGGACGCCGAGAGAAGAGCUCAGGCUGGCAAGCUGACAGCGGAAGAAAUGAAGGCUUUGCGCUUACGGUCCCGGCAAGACUACCUCAAGAAGCGCUCUACCCAAGAACUGGCGCUUCUGCGGAGGCAAGUUGCGGAUGAGGAAGAGGAAGAGCGCACCAACCCAACGUUGUCCCAGGCCGAGAAAGAUGAAUUUGCACGGAAUAGAGAAGCUCUGCGUCUCGCAGAGGAGCGUGAGAAUAUUGAUGACCAUUUCGAUGGCUAUGCCAUGCCCGAGGACUACAUCACGGAGAAGGGCAAGAUGGACAUGAAGAAGAAGAGCGAUGCCUUGUACAGCCGCUACGUCGACCGGGAUGCGCAGGGGCGAGAACGAUUCGUCACCGAGCACGAAGAAUGGGAACGGGAGCAGCUGGAAAAGACCAAAGCCCAGAUCCUGGUCGCCGAUCGUACCAACGAGGGCGAGUACGAGUAUGUGUUCGACGAAGAGCAGCAGCUGAAGUGGGUGACGGACGCUGCGAUGAAAGGUGGUAUGAGCGAGAUGAAGAGCCAGGAAGAACGGCUGAUGGCGCAGCAGCUUCUUGCGGCAGAGCGAAAAGCUAAGACGAUCGAGGAGAAGCGCAAGACGUUGCCCGUCUACCAAUAUCGACAGCAGUUCCUGGAUGCCGUGAGAGAGUACCAGAUUUUGAUCAUUGUUGGAGAGACUGGUAGCGGAAAGACUACACAGCUGCCGCAGUAUCUCUACGAAGAUGGCUUUGCAAAGAAUGGUCAAAAGAUUGGCUGUACACAACCCAGACGUGUCGCGGCCAUGAGUGUCGCAGCUCGUGUGGCUGAAGAAGUUGGCGUGAAGCUCGGGAAUGAAGUUGGCUAUGCCAUUCGUUUCGAAGAUGCCACGACAGACAAGACAGUGCUGAAGUACAUGACUGACGGCAUGCUGCUGCGAGAGUUCUUGACAGAGCCAGAUCUUGGUGGUUACGCCGCGAUGAUGAUUGACGAGGCCCACGAACGUACACUGCAUACCGAUAUCCUGUUCGGACUCAUCAAGGAUAUUGCAAGAGGGCGACCUGACUUGAAGUUGCUGAUUUCUUCUGCCACUCUCGAUGCGCAGAAGUUCAGUGAGUUCUUUGAUGAUGCGCCGAUCCUCAAUAUUCCUGGUCGAACCUACGAUGUGGAGAUGAACUACUCACUCCAGCCAGAGGCCAACUAUCUGUCUGCAGCAAUCACGACGGUGUUCCAAAUCCAUCUGUCGCAACCCAUGCCUGGCGACAUUCUGGUCUUCUUGACAGGUCAAGAUGAAAUUGAGCAGGCGGAACAGUCUUUGCAGGAAACAGCGAGGAAGCUUGGCCAAGCGGCACCAGAGCUGAUGAUAUGUCCGAUCUACGCCAACUUGCCCACAGAUCUUCAGCAGAGAAUCUUCGACCCAACACCACCCAAAGUUCGCAAAGUUGUGCUCGCGACCAACAUCGCCGAGACGAGUCUGACAAUCGACAACAUCGUGUAUGUCAUCGACCCUGGCUACGUCAAAGAGAAUCGCUACACACCCGCCACCAACAUGGAAUCUCUCGUAGCUGUCCCCAUCUCCAGAGCCUCCGCAAACCAAAGAGCCGGUCGAGCCGGUCGAACAGGACCAGGAAAGUGCUUCCGCCUCUACACAAAAUGGGCCUACUACAACGAUCUCCCCGAAAGCACAACCCCCGAAAUCCAACGCACAAACCUCAACAGCAUCGUCCUUAUGCUCAAAUCCCUCGGCAUCAAUGACCUCAUCAACUUCGACUUCAUGGACCCGCCCGCACCGGACAUGCUCAUCCGCUCUCUCGAACAACUCUACGCCCUCGGCGCCCUCAACGACAAAGGCGAACUAACCAAAGUGGGCCGUCAAAUGGCCGAGUUCCCCACCGACCCCAUGCUCGCCAAAGCAGUCCUCCAAGCCGACAAGGAAGGGUGCGUCGAAGAGAUCCUAUCAAUCAUCGCCAUGCUCGGCGAAGCCAGCGCCCUCUUCUACCGUCCCAAGGACAAGAAACUCCAAGCCGACGCCGCGCGCGCCAGGUUCACGGUCAAGGAGGGUGGUGAUCAUCUCACUUACCUCAACAUCUGGAACCAAUGGGUUGACUCCGACUUCAGCUACGUCUGGGCCCGCGAGAACUUCCUCCAACAACGCUCCCUAACACGCGCCCGCGACGUCCGGGAUCAGCUGGCAAAGCUCUGCGACCGCGUCGAAGUCACGCUCUCAACCUGCGGCGCAUCUAACCUCCCGCCUAUCCAGCGUUCCAUCACAGCAGGUUUCUUCCCCAACGCCGCUCGUCUCCAGCGAGGUGGAGAUUCAUACAGGACCGUCAAGAAUAACAUGACAGUCCACAUCCACCCCAGCAGCGUGUUGAUGGAUGUGAGGCCCAAGUGGGUUAUCUUUUAUGAGCUGGUGUUGACGAGUAAGGAGUUUAUGAGGAGUGUUAUGCCCUUGCAGCCGGAGUGGUUGACGGAGGUUGCGCCGCAUUAUUAUAAGCCUAAGGAUGUGGAGGCGCUUGGGGUGGAUAAGGCGAUGCCAAAGAUUAGGUCGUAG